Salvia miltiorrhiza (redroot sage) is the source of this 1724-nucleotide messenger RNA. Its product is annotated as pyridoxal 5'-phosphate synthase-like subunit PDX1.2. The transcript is spliced from 2 exons. The record is from RefSeq and is a predicted model, not a curated record. Lineage: Eukaryota; Viridiplantae; Streptophyta; Magnoliopsida; Lamiales; Lamiaceae. Gene Ontology annotation, molecular function: amine-lyase activity. The coding region runs from base 454 to 1377 and encodes 307 amino acids. Gene Ontology annotation, biological process: amino acid metabolic process; pyridoxal 5'-phosphate biosynthetic process; pyridoxine biosynthetic process.
AAAAUUAUAAACAACUUUGAUUUCUUUCUUUAUAGUUGUAAAUACAUUGAAAUAAAAUCAUGAGAAAGUUAAGUAUUUUUCCUUCAUUAUAUUAGAGUGGAAUAUGCCAAGUAUUGGGUAUUUGGAUUUAUUUAAGUGAAGCUACAGUUGGCAAAUUUAAGAGACUAAUAAACUAUCUAAGACAAGAUUAAGGCUUAAUUCCCACUAAUCUCUGAUUUUGAUUCCACUCUUCGUUCCGGCAAAUCGUCGAACAUUCUACAGGCAAAUGAGUUUCCUCCAUUAUUCGCCAAGAAUCUUCUCGAAAUUACCAUUCUCCACCGCCCCUUAUAUUCAUCAAACACUAUUUUCGCUAUAAUCGUUCAAUCAACUUUCCAAUUUUGAUUCAUCUCUCAGCAGAAGCAGUUCUACAGAUUCCAAUUUCUACUGUACAUCUCAACAAUCCAGCUCGCAGCAAUGGCCGACGACCACGCCGUCACGCUUUACAGCAGCGCCGCCAUUACUGACGCCAAGAAGAAUCCCUUCUCUCUCAAAGUCGGCAUGGCGCAGAUGCUCCGCGGCGGCGCCAUCGUGGAGGUCACCACCCUGGAUCAAGCUAAAACCGCGGAGUCCGCCGGCGCCUGCUGCGUGAUCGUCUCCGAUCCGCCGCCGCCGCGUGGCGGGAUCUCACGCAUGGCGGAUCCAUCGCUGAUCAAGGAAAUCAAGCAGGCGCUGUCGAUUCCGGUGAUGGCGAAGGCGCGCGUCGGCCAUUUCGUCGAAGCGCAGAUUCUGGAGCAGAUUGGGGUCGAUUACAUCGACGAGAGCGAGGCCCUGGGCGUAGCCGAUGAGAAUCACUUCAUCAAUAAGCACAAUUUCGGGGUGACGUUCGUCUGCGGCUGCCGCGAUUUGGGGGAGGCGCUGCGGCGGGUGAGGGAGGGCUCCGCCAUGAUUCGGACACAGGGGGAAAUUAACGGAUUAGGGAAUGUGGCGGAGACGGUGCGGAGCGUGAGGAAAGUGAUGGGGGAAAUUAGGGUUUUGAAUAACAUGGAUGAGGACGAGGUUUUCGCCUUUGCGAAGCGCAUUGAGGCGCCUUAUGAUAUCGUGGCGCAGGCGAAGCAGAUGGGGCGGCUGCCGGUGGUGCAUUUUGCCGCCGGAGGGAUUGCAACGCCGGCUGAUGCUGCGUUGAUGAUGCAGUUGGGGUGUGAUGGUGUGUUCUUGGGGCUGGAGGUUUUCGACUGUGAUGAUCCGUACAAGAGGGUUCGAGCCAUUGUGCAGGCCGUGAGGAAUUACAAUGACCCAAUGGAGCUGGCACAGGCAAGCAGUGGCUUGGAGCACGCCAUGGCCGGGUUGGAUCUUGAUGAGAAUAGUGUCGAGAGGUUUGGAGCUGGAGAUGCUUACUGAUUCUGUGUUUCUUACUGAAGCGACAUGAACCUUCAGAUUCUCGUUAGCAAGCCGUAGUAAGUAGUGCUACGAGAUGCAAAAGGGUAGGAAGAGUGGUAUAAAAAUUUGGUGAGCUUAGAUGCAAACUCUGGGCUAUUGAAUGAAAGAAAUGGCAGCAUAUAGUAAUUGCUCUGCAGCAGGUCCUAAGUUUUGUCGAGCCAUUUAUGCAGCAAAGGGGGCCUUGGAAUGAGUAUGAUGAGUGAAUGAUCCAUUUUUAUCCUUACCCAAUAAAUGAGCAGACCUAAUUAUUGUACUAAUUGUUAUUCUAAAAGUACUUGGUAAUAUAAUUGUGUCUGGAUUUAUAAUUA